Messenger RNA from Prorocentrum cordatum, 2112 nucleotides. NCBI's taxonomy places the organism in Eukaryota, Dinophyceae, Prorocentrales, Prorocentraceae. The record is from the annotation of a GenBank genome assembly.
AUGGGUGCGCAUCCAACGUGGGCGCUGAGAUUGGCAGCAGCUGCCGCGGAAGCCCCGGACCUCCUGAGCGUCGACUUCGCUGAGGGCAUCCCACGCCACGGGCUCUGCGCGUGCUCCUUCCACGUGCCGAUGGUGGCCCGGUCCAUGGAUAGGCUCGCCCACGCCGCCCUCUAUGCUGCUGAUCGCCAGGCCUUCGUGACUGAGGCCGAGAUCCAGGUGAUUGCGGCUGCCUUGGAUUCUAUUGCGCCGAAGGUUUCCGACGCCUCCGACAUCAUCGAGCUCUGUCGUAUUUGGCGCGCCCGGGCUGAAGCUGGCCUGCUGCUGACCGUCAACAGGAACUGGGGCAAGCUGGACAGGAAGGCGGAGCGCCCGAAGGGAUCUGCCCCCUCGGCUCGCCCGACCUCCCCACCUCCAGCUCACCAGAAGCUCGAGAGCAUUGCCCUCCGUCGCCUUCGACGACUUCCUCGGAGCUGCACGGAGAGCGUGGACACUCGCCGACGACAUCAUGCUGCGAUCACCGACCGCGUGAACGACCGUCAACUGGAGCACUUCGCGCAGUUGUGCCUCGACCAGCUGUGCGACCCCAUCAAUGGCAUGCCCAGCUGCGGCCAGAUGCUGGAGUCCGUCAACCGCGCCAUCUCCGCCGAUCACCACGAGGUCGCGAUGGGGCGCCGACGCCACUGGGCCGCCUGCUUCUCGAAGCGUGCGGGCUUCGAUGCUGCUGGCAUGUGCGCAGAGCGGGCCCCCGUCUGGAGCCCUGGCGAGAACGACUCGGGCCCCGAGGUCGAGAAGUGGAAGGAGUGGGCCCGCGGCGUCUCCUUCCUGCAGUCCGACAAGGCGAAGGACUUGGUGCCAUCCCGCCAGGUGUCCGACGCCAUCUUCGGGUGGCGAGUGGCGGGCGUCCCCAAGAAGGACGAGAACGAGAGUAGGAAGGGCGUCGCCGUCGUCCAUGCUGUCUCGGCCUGGCUUGCUAGGGUAGCCUUGUUCGGGCCCGAGCUGGACUUGAGAAAGGCCUGCGGCUGCGUGGGCCGCGCCCUCGCCGCCGCCGCGCUGGCCGCGCGGGGCGCCCCCGAGGGCGACAGCGUCGCCCCUGGCGCCAUGGUGGCGGCCCUCGUUCCCUGGAAGCGCACCCCAGCGACUGGAUGGGCUCUCGUGGACGACCGUUCCAUCGCUUCCAUGACUGAGGCCCACCUGGCCGUCGGUCUCGAGCGCGCCGUGCAGUUCGACGCCGACGUCGGCUAUGCCGAGGGCGCCGCCAAGCGCCAGAAGUGGUCGGCAGCAGUGGGGUCGAACUCCCUGGUGCACCUCGGGUUGAUCUGUGACCCGAGCCGCCCUGAGGCGAUGGGGGCGAUCCGCUCGGUGAAGCUGCUGCCUGGCAAGCACCUUGAGCGCUCCUUGGCCAGUUGCUUAGAGAAGCUGGGCCUGGAGUUCCUGGGCCACGUGCUCAGCACUGCGACGUGGCGCGAGUUCGUGGCCACGCUUUCGCGGGGCGACCUGCAGCGCCUGAGCGUCUUCGCGCGCGGGGCUACCCAGUCGAGGAGUGCCCGCAGUUUUCAGAAGCUCGUGAUCGUCUCCGAGAAAAGGAGAAUUUUCAAGCUGACCCGCAGCGUGCACAGCACUGAGUGGAUCCUCCUGGCGUUCAACCCAGAGUCAGGCCGGGAGGGUAUCGUAUUCGCCGCGGCGGGCGACGAUGCUCUAGGUGGCCAGCGGCAAAGGGACGAGGUGGCGAACGCAGUCGUGGACUACUUGGAGCUCGUGUGCGCCAAGAACCAGACAAAGGUUGGCUGGAUCGCUGAGCGGCUGAGCAACGGGAGCUUGCCGCUCGAGUUCACGGGCGACGUGCUGGUGGAGCUCUGCCUCAACAUCGACGACCCCAACAAGCUCACCACCGCCGAUGUGGGGGCAAAUUUCGUCGGCAAGAUGUACGACCUGGACCCCGAGAACACGCUCGCGGCAUUGGAGUUGCUCUCCAACUCUACGUGCCCACCCAGCGUGCCUGCGGACGCGUGGUGCGUACUCCCCGUGUCUGGCCACCGGCGGCAGCCACUUGCCACGGUGCCCGAGAGCGGCCCCGCGGAUGCCGAGGUCGAGGAGAGGACCGAGGAGAGGUGA